AUGGUCUUUUGCCAGGAAAAGCUGCACAUGCGAAACAUUGCAAUAAACUACAGCAGCCGCUGCAAAGUGUGCGUCGUAAGAGAUAAGGUGUUCGUCCCGAUGGCGUUCAUAGACGGCCAAUACAUCCGCACGGGCACAGCGCGGGGUAACUGCCUUUCUCUGCAACCUAAUGUGAGCCUUUGGCAGAAUGAACUGGUGCAACAGCCGUGUAACGGCAAGGACAAGCUACAGAGGUUUGCCUUCAUGCAUAUCGCUGGGGGUACCUUCCGAAUCAGCCCGAGCUGGAAAAGGGAUGUAUGUCUGGCAGCGGGCGAUAUUGAAUGGGGCGGCGCUCGCCUGGUGCUGCAACCUUGCUCUGGAGGGGUAAGCAUCUCGCAGGAAUUCUUCUUUCACCCGCUCACAGGCCGAUGGUGGAUGAUCGGGGGACGUUACCGUCCUGGUGACUGCUUGAAUGUGGUCGACGGGUCGCCCGAUGCCGGCAAGCUUGUGCGGCUCUACAGCUGCAGCGGAAACAGUGCACAACGCUUUAUCCUGCCAAAAUUCAAGCCGGUGACACUACCCAUCAAUUGUCACACGUGCCGUGCUAGCUACCGGCCUGUACGGAUGCAGGGGGGGCCCGCCCUUUUUCCGGCUUCGAGGAAGCCGACACCCGACUUGUUGAAUUUUUUGAUAAACGUUACUUCAUAUUGUUUAAAGGACUGGGUAUUCAGUAUUAAGUGCAUCGGGUGCAGCUUAUCAGUGACAUGGUGCUAA
Molecule: messenger RNA, 753 nt
Organism: Volvox carteri f. nagariensis
Lineage: Eukaryota; Viridiplantae; Chlorophyta; Chlorophyceae; Chlamydomonadales; Volvocaceae
Exons: 7
Coding region: 1-753 (250 amino acids)
Source: RefSeq, a predicted model, not a curated record